Molecule: messenger RNA, 831 nt
Organism: Cladocopium goreaui
Lineage: Eukaryota; Dinophyceae; Suessiales; Symbiodiniaceae
Source: the annotation of a GenBank genome assembly
GUGCUCCUUGAAAGAGUGGUUUGCCUUUCAAUGGUGGAGCGAGUGUUUCUUUGCCUCCACCGGGAGGAACUGCACGAAAGUCAUGAUCUUUGCAGCAGCGGCCCCAACUAUAGCCUCUUGCAGGACUGGGUCUACAGAAUAGACUGGGCCGAAGCUUUUAAAGUGAUCGACCAGCUUCAUGGAAGACGACCGCAGACAUGGAUGCUUGACUCCAAGAGGCAUGGCUGCAAAGGCUCUCCUACGAGGGCCUUCGACAGAUUGGUGAUGCAACAAAAGGUCCGCGACGUCCUGCAUGAAGUUCUGGCGCAUUUUUGCUGUCGGCAUGAUCCUCGUGCCACGCUGAUGGUUUAUGUGUUCAUCAGUGCUACCCUGGGUUUCAUUGGAGUUCCACUUUUGCACCGACGGGUAAAGCAAGGCUAUUUUCCUCACAAAGGCUUGCAUCACAGUUUGUGUUGGGGAUUGGCUGCCACUGCCGCUUUGCAGGUUGGCGAGUUGGUGAUUGAUCCGAUGGCAGGCAAAGGGGUUGUAUUGCUGGAAGCUGCCGCUUUUUGGCCUAGUUGCCGUUUUCUGGGGCUGGAGCUGGACACGCAGCAGCUUGCAUGCGCCCGAGAAAACCUAGGGUACGCGAGAGACCGCGGAGUUUUGCCCCUGGCGCAGUCCAUCGGCCUUGUGCAAGCGGAUUGCAGCGCAUUGCCAUUGGCGGCAGGUUCUGUGGACGUUGUGCUUUGUGAUCUACCUUACGGGCGGCAGUACGGCACUGAAGCAGUGGCUGGAAUCGCAGAUUGCAAAACAUUACCCGAGUCUGGUGAGUGCGCAAACAGUUCCACGUAG